GUGAAUUCUCAACUGUGGCUGUAUCACAGUGGGCCCUAUCCUGCUAGGCACACUGAUAGCCGGUUGCGGCUGUAGCGGUAAACUUCCAAGGUUCUAGUUUUUGUCGGUUCUUUGGAGGUCGAAUGACGCAACCAUUCGCUUUGGUGUGUGGCGCCACGACGAACCCCAGCUGAUGGCGUGAGGCGGAGUAGUUCUAAGCCAUCAGCCGUCCACUAUCACUACCUAGGUAACAUGGACCUGUGGUCUUUACUUAGGCAUCAUCUUUCUGUUAACUGCCUCCGAUUCCGUCCCUAGAGUACGUAGAGCUCUUGCCACUCUUGUCUUUUACCUACCCAUUGGAAUUGUUAUUUAUAUAGACGUGCCCCUAAUAUUCCUUCAGCUGCUGAUUUCUAUAUCGCAAAGCAACCGCCCACUAAGACGACAUCCGUCUCUUCGAACCACUGUUCUGUAAUAUCUAAACAACUCCAUACGAGCAUCUACAUGUACAACCAGCAAUAUCCUCCCCCGGGUCAAUACCCAGGUGGUCAGUAUCCCGGGCAGUACCCGCCGCCUCAGGGUCAAUAUCCUCCACAGCAAGGCUAUCCGCCACAAAACCACAGUCCUUAUCUGCCUCAGGGCGGUCAUUACCCACCACCGCCCAGCAGUUAUGGCGGCGGCUACGGCGGCGGUCCGGUAGAACUUCCGGGAAGCAGUGGACAUCCGCCUCCCCAGGGACAAUAUCCUCCCCAUGGUGGCCACCAGUCCUAUGGAGCACCGCCGCCACCACCACAUCCGGGUUACGGCGCUCCGCCAGGCCCCCCUCCAAAUCAGUACGGUGCUCCGCCGCCAGGGCCUCCUCAUGGCCAGUACGGUGCUCCCCCGCCUCAGCAGUACGGUGGACACCAAGCUGCACCCCAAUACGCAGCCCCGCCCGGGGGCGGCGGUCCUCCGACCCAGCCUAGCCCUGGCUAUGGACCGCCACAGAUCAUUCAGUGGGAUGCGAACCCUGACGCUCAGGCUUUAAGAAAGGCCAUGAAAGGGUUCGGUACCGACGAGAAAGCUCUUAUACAAGUUCUAGCCAAUAAAGACCCACACCAGGUUGAAGCUAUCAAGCAAGCUUAUUCCCGGUCGUUCAAUCGUAAUCUCGAAAAGGACAUCAAGUCAGAAACGAGCCGAUACUUCGAGCUUGGGUUGGUUUCCAUCGUACAAGGCCCGCUAGCUCACGAUGUGCAUCUCCUGCAUUCAGCCAUGGACGGCCCAGGUACGAAGGAGAAGGUCUUGAACGACGUUCUGCUCGGACGCAGCAAUGCCGAUAUGAAGGCUAUCAAAGGCAUGUACCAGCACACGUUUAACUGUUCACUUGAAAGAGAUGUCAAAGGCGAUUUGAGUAUGAAGACAGAGCGACAUUUCAUGAUUGUACUAGGUGCUUGCAGAGCGGAAGAUAGCGCACCCGUCAUACCACAAGCGGUUGACCAAGAUGUUAUGGAGCUUUACCGAGCAACUGAGGGUAAAAUGGGAACAGACGAGAUGCUUGUCUGUUCGAUCCUAUCGACUCGGAACGACAACCAAAUCCGUGCUAUAAGCAGAAGCUACGAGGAAAAGUUCAGGCGCCCGCUUGAGACCGUCAUCAAAAAGGAAUUCAGUGGACACAUGAAGGACGCGUUAUUGUUCCAACUACAGAAUGCUGUAGACAAGUACAUGCAUGCGGCCACACUUCUUGAAGAUGCCAUGGCGGGCAUGGGUACUAAAGAUGAGCUGCUUGUGGCGAGGGUUGUCCGAUAUCAUUGGGACCGUCGCACAAUGGAAAAUAUCAAGGCGGCUUACAACCAGCGAUACGGGAGAAGUCUGGCGAGCCGUAUCCAGGGCGAAACAAGUGGGGAUUACCAAAGACUCCUGGUUACCUGCGUUGGACCCUGAGUGCGUUUAAAAACGACUUUUAGUAGUAGUGAUUUAUACCCUUACCUGGCACCUCGGCAUUUCCCUUCAUAAUAUGGGGUUGUACAUAGUUAGGGCUCGUUCGUCCUGAUGAGAUUUGACGACAGUAACGAUGAUGCAAUGAGCGGGUCUAACAAUAGAUACCAAUUCGUUUUUUUAAUUCUCCAUUGUGUUGCACAAGCAGUAUCAAUCGGUAUGAUGAGUGAAUGAACGAGGCCAUUUCCCGAAGAAUAUAGCUAUCCGAUGUGAUACGGCUGCGGUGCGUACUCACGAGGCAUAACAGCAACCUUGCCUAGGAUGACUGCAGCUAGGCGGUGAGCGACCACCUAUGUGAGCCAGUCGACGAUCGAUACUCAAUCUGGGAUACCUAGGUAUGUACCUACAGUAGUACUUUGGGCAAUUUUCAUCAAAACAGACGGGUACUGUGAUGGUAUGGGCUCAAUUGGUCUGUAUUGUGGGUGAAGUUGUA
Xylaria bambusicola is the source of this 2383-nucleotide messenger RNA. RefSeq lists its product as uncharacterized. The record is from RefSeq and is a predicted model, not a curated record. The coding region runs from base 481 to 1896 and encodes 471 amino acids. NCBI's taxonomy places the organism in Eukaryota, Fungi, Ascomycota, Sordariomycetes, Xylariales, Xylariaceae. Gene Ontology annotation, cellular component: cytoplasm. Gene Ontology annotation, molecular function: calcium-dependent phospholipid binding; calcium ion binding. The transcript is spliced from 3 exons.